This is a messenger RNA of Lacerta agilis (Sand lizard), 523 nucleotides long. Its product is annotated as cathelicidin-3-like. The transcript has 4 exons. Gene Ontology annotation, cellular component: extracellular region. The coding region runs from base 17 to 469 and encodes 150 amino acids. NCBI's taxonomy places the organism in Eukaryota, Metazoa, Chordata, Lepidosauria, Squamata, Lacertidae. Gene Ontology annotation, biological process: innate immune response; defense response to Gram-negative bacterium; defense response to Gram-positive bacterium. Gene Ontology annotation, molecular function: lipopolysaccharide binding. The record is from RefSeq and is a predicted model, not a curated record.
GAACCCAGGGCUGAAAAUGGCGAGCUAUUGGGGCGUCCUGCUUCUGAUCAGCCUGGCCACGGCUCAACCCCAGGGGACUCCGGGGGGCUUCCAGGAGGCUCUUGCCCAGGCCGUCUACUUCUACAACCAAGGGCCCCAGGUCCAAAAUGCCUUCCGCCUCCUGGAUGCAGCACAGCUGCCAAGAUUGAAUUCAAGCUCUGGAAAUCUUCAGCGGCUGAACUUCACCAUUCAAGAGACGGUGUGCCCAACCUCAGGAGGAGCGGCCGCGGAGCAAUGUGACUUCAAACCUGACGGGCUGGUGAAAGAUUGCUCUGGGUACUUCUCUAACCAGCAGGCAAAUUCUGUUAUCGUCGUCACAUGCGAUGCUGCGGUUCGGAAGCCUACACCCGUCACCAGAUUCCGAUUUCUCGGCGGACUCUUGAGAGGACUCGGCAGAGGGUUUAAAUUCUGGGGCAAUAACAAUAAUUAAUGGGGAAAGACGUCGUCCAGGACGGAAGAAGAAGAGCAGAAACGCUGAAGAUUC